This is a messenger RNA of Parnassius mnemosyne (clouded apollo), 894 nucleotides long. Lineage: Eukaryota; Metazoa; Arthropoda; Insecta; Lepidoptera; Papilionidae. The record is from the annotation of a GenBank genome assembly.
AUGCAGACUAACCACACCCCCUUAUCUUACAAGGAGGCCACUGGAGUUUCAUCGAAUAACCUAGUAAUUGAACAAGUUUGUAAUAAGGGGGCGGGCGAUAAUCAUGAUUACUUAGAUGAUGAACUUGGAAAAGACGAUUGGACCUUAGUGCGAAACAAGCGCGUAAAAUGCAAGUUUAUUGGUUUAAAAAGCAAGGCUGAUAUGCACGGAGACUGCAAAUUUAAAGCAGCAAAUAUAAAAAUCCCGUUUUAUAUUUACAACGUUGAUAACAGCUGCGAGACUGAUGACAUAAUGAAUUAUAUUAAAUGUAAAACUAACACUGACGUUCGACCAGAGAAAGUAAAUAUGAAAUUCAAAAAGGGUUAUGGAGCUUACAAAUUUAUGAUUCCAAAGGAUAAAUUACAUGUGUUUAUGGAUGAAAAUCUAUGGCCCACUGGAGUAUCUUUCCGCAGAUUUAUUAGCUUCAAUAAGCCGAGUAAUCUUAAUGAAUGUAAGUCGAGUAACUUAUCUUUAUUAAAAAAAAUGGUGAAUAAUGAUGCUAGGGAUAACACAACAAUCAAGUUGAUAAGUUUUAAUUGUAAAUCUUUUAAAAGAUCAGCAGACUUCGUAAAGUCUUUGAGUGAAAGGGCGGACAUAAUUGAACUCCAGGAGACAUGGCUCCUGCCCCAUGAGAUUCCUGACUUGGGACAAGUAAAUAAGGAUUUUUGUUUCUUCGGGAAGUCUGCGGUUGAUACAAGCAAAGGAAUAUUGCGAGGACGGCCUUAUGGCGGUGUUGGCUUACUAUGGAGAAACAACGUGUUUGACUCUGUAUCUGUGGUUCCGUGUAUGAGCGAGCGUAUUAUUGCUAUUAAAAUAGUGUACCCGUUUACAGGAAAAAAAUGUUUACCAAAAUAA